UGGCAUCUCUACUUUUUUAAAAGCUGAGAACCUCUCACAUAAUGUUGAAGUGAGCUCGAUCGUAUAAUAUAGGACUAACUCAUGUUGGUUGUAAUAUUUUUAUGUGUAGCGAUCUUCAGGGUAUUGAUUGAAUUAAGCUCCUGCAUCAACUUCUAAAUCAAGAUCAUCAAUGUCAUCCGCUUUGCAGAAAAGUCUUCUUGCUCUUCUCCUUUUGAUCCUUGCUCUUCAAACAUCUGAUGGGCAAUUUGUGGAAUGGUGCAUUGCUGACGAGCAGACCCCAGAUGACGAGCUGCAGACGGCUCUGGACUGGGCUUGUGGAAAAGGAGGUGCAGACUGCAGCAAAAUACAAGCAGCACACCAGCCUUGUUUCUUACCAAAUACAAUAAGGGACCAUGCCUCUUUUGCGUUCAACAACUAUUACCAGAAGUUCAAGCACAAAGGAGCUACUUGCUAUUUCAACGCUGCUGCAAUGAUCACGGAUCUUGACCCAAGUCAUAAUUCGUGCAAGUUUGAGUAUCUUCCAUGAAUGAUCAUGAUUAAAUUAAAGCAUCGGAAAUUCGCGGUGAUUCAUAAUAUAUAAUUAUUAAUUUAGGUUGCUUUGAUGCUGUGAUAUAUUGAUAAUUAUAACGAUUAAUUAUAUGUUGCAAAAUGUUAUUCCCGAAUUAAUUAAUUAAGUAAUUAAUAGCAUUUGUUUCGUUUGUGCUAA
This is a messenger RNA of Carya illinoinensis, 706 nucleotides long. RefSeq names its product PLASMODESMATA CALLOSE-BINDING PROTEIN 5-like. The record is from RefSeq and is a predicted model, not a curated record. The transcript is spliced from 3 exons. NCBI's taxonomy places the organism in Eukaryota, Viridiplantae, Streptophyta, Magnoliopsida, Fagales, Juglandaceae. The coding region runs from base 170 to 526 and encodes 118 amino acids.